GGACUCUCAGAAGUAGGAAUAGUGCGAACAGGUUCUCUUCAUCUCAGUGGCACGUCCUCAGUUAAUUCUUCUUUAAGGCGGGCAAAGCGCAAAGCACCUUCACCUCCCAGAAAACUGCAAGGCCAAAGUGACCCCAGCAUUGAUACAGGAUCAGAAUCUGCAGAAUCAAUUCAUAUAGAAGGUAUUGGGAAAGGAAGAUAUUCAGAAGUACAAUCUCCAACAGGCAAUGUAGUUGAUCUAACCAGGACCACAGUGGCAGCAGGUACCUCAUGCAGCUUUGAUCCAACCAAUCAUGAUCAAAACAAUGUCCAGCAAGUCUCAGAUGAAGGUAGAGUUUUGGUUAACGCUGAUACUCCAGAUGAAUCUGAAGUGUCGCUUAAAUCUGACAUAGGCUCUGAAUAUAGCUUAGAGGAGAUAGAGGAGAAGGAAGAAGUGUAUGAUGAUUCCAUCAGUGCUCCUGAAGUUCCGCUAGAUGUUCAGAAGCAUGAACCUGCUUCUGAUCCAAGUUUUGGUAUUGGACACAAUGCGCCAGAGUCAAAUGAAGAAAAAACAGAAAAGAUGAGUGCAAGUGAUAAAGCCCAAGAUAGUGAAAUACUGAGUGAAAGAGUUAGCAUUUCCAAUGGCAUUGCACUUGGAACGUUGCAGUCAAAUACAAAUAAUGGUCACAGUGAACCAACAUUUCCUCUGCCUUCUACCAAACUCAGUAAGGUAGAAGUAAGAGAAAAUAACAAGCUUGAAACACUGGAUUUUGAAGCCUACGAACAUGAUAACUCUCUAAAUGGGGAAUACACUCUUCAAGAAUCUCUGAGUGUGCAUGAUCAAAAAUGUGAUCAGGUCAAUGUAGAUGUAAUAAAGACUCAGGAUGUUGCAAUUCAGACAACAUCUGAAGAUAAUUUUGGUCGGACUGCAUUAAGUGAAAAUAGCGAUAAUCAGGGUCACAGACUGACCACUCACAAAGAUUCAACUCAUGUACAGAAGCCAGAGCAGGAAAGUCAUCCCUCAGGAACCCUGAAUAGGCUGAAUAAGACUGUAGGACAAGCAGCCCAAAACAGUGUGAAUCCGAAUGGCACCAAUGAUAAUGCAUUUGUAAAUGAUAACCAAGUUCUACCAGAGACAGUUGUCAGAAGCCCAGUUAGUUCUCCUACAAAAAUGUACCCACUUUACCGACAAGAUUCAAAGCCUAAACCUAAGCCUUCCAAUGAAAUUACUAGAGACUACAUACCCAAAGUUGGAAUGACUACUUACAAAAUAGUACCUCCCAAAUUUUUGGAAACAGUGAAGAGUUGGGAAUUAGAUACUAUAGAAAGCCAAGAAGCAGCCAUUUCUCCCAAGAAUGAAUAUUCCCAAGAAUUUGGUACACAAACAGAAACUGCUAAUAUCUCAAAAAGGCUGAAUCAUACAGCACCUGAUUUUAAAAAUGAAGUUACAUUACAUGGGGUAGAGAAUGAGCCACUGGCUACAACAUAUACUGUGGUUGAUCAUAGCCCACUUUCCUUCUCUAAUGCUAAAGGCCAGAAAAUGGAGCUAGAACAUACCACGCCUAAUCAAGACCAUCUAAUUCCUCCUUUAAUUCUAAAUCCAGGAAACAAAAGUUCUCCGCCUAAAGUGAAAGAAAAACCAAGAAUCUUAAGUUCUCCAGUAAGGCCAAGCAAUUUUUAUUUGCAGAUACAGAGGAGGACCUCAGAUCAUUAUGUAACUUCAGCAAUUGCAAGAAGUGGUUCUCUGAGCAGCCCCACUCAGAAUGAAGCUAAGACUAUAGAGACAGAGAAAAAGCUGGCAUCGCCAGAUCAAGCUUGUUUUCCGUUUCCUGGAACAAUUACUGUUCCUUCUCAAUUAGCAGAGGAAACUACUGAAAAUGGAUGUAAAGAAGAAGAAAGAAAAGUCAUCACUUCUCCUGUAAAAGUGCCUCAACCGCCAAAUUCUCCUGUAAAAGCGUCUCACCCGCUGAUUUCUCCUUCAUCCCAGUCUUCUCCAUUAAAUUUGAAAACUCUGAGGACUUUUGUUUUGCCACAACCAUAUUCCUGUCCUAAACCUUCACCUUUUGCUCUUGCUGUAUCAUCAGCAGUUAAAAGAUCACAGUCAUUCAGUAAAACAUGCUCCAGUACAACCAGACCAUUAAAAGAACAAUCUUCUCUUGACCUUAGCUCAUCGGUAUCCAACACUGAGAUAAAGGAUCCUUCGCCUGUACUGAGUCCAACAACUCAGAUACAGCAGAGUCUGACAGACAAGCAGAAGAAUAACGAUGCAAGCUAUGAGCAAAACAGGCAGGCAGCCCCUUUAUUCAACCAUCCAGCCACCGCUAUCUGUGAGAGAGGCAUUGCUGCAGCCAUCCAACGCCCUGACCCAGAACAGAUUCACCAGAGCUUGCUGGCUGCAAUCCGCUCUGGAGAGGCUGCUGCCAAAUUGAGACGGGUUGCACCUCCAUCAAACACCGUUGCCAUCAAUGGAAGAUCCAGUCUCAGUUCCUCGGUGUCCAUCGAAACAAGAUACAGUAGUCAUUAAGACUUUGUACCAUAUAUUUUGCACUUUAAUCACCAUUGCGUAGACCUACUGCAUAAGCCCACUUCACAGUUAACUGCAUAUUACUGAAGACUGUGUGUAAAUGCAGGAUUGUGUGGGUAUAUAUUGUCAAGAAACUUAUUGGAUGCCUCAAGAAUUCUUAAAAUAUAUAAUUUAUGGCUUUUUUUGCCCUUUCUCUUUAAAACUAAAAAUGCUGCUUCAGAACAUAUUCCAUGGCACAGAAGAGUUGCAGGUUUUUGCUGCUGUGAUAAUCAGAUAUGUUAAUUUCCACUUCAUCCAUAAUAAAUGAUGUUAGCAAUAUGCUGUAUAAUGCUAAGAUUCAUCUUAAUUUUUGUAACUGCUUAAUAAUUAUGUUCAGAAAUAUUUGAAUUUAAAUGUAGUUCUUAUCACCUGUUGCCUUGAAUGUUAAAUUUGCAAUUAAUUACUGCACUUAGCUAAAUAUUAUCGAGAAACUCUGUUGGGCAGAUUUUCUAGUCAAACAAAAAUGUAGAUGAGAUACACUUCUAAAUCAGUUUGAUUGUUUAUUGUUCUCACUUAAAUCAGUAGGACUUAAAGGUGCAUAACUUUGGCUGGAUCAUGCCUAUUUAGGUUGAUUGGUUAUCAUGUCUGUUUCUAGUACAAAGUGAAAAAUAAUAAAACAGAAAUUCCCUGGCACCUACCUUUUAACAAUAUAUGUGGAUUUCCUUAUUUAAACCGUUUUUAGGCACAAUGCUACAGAAUGCUUAUAUCUGUGAUGUGUUGCAACAUUAUUACCAGUUAUGCUGAAAAAUAGUAACUUGUGAAUACUUCUGGAGUGUACUCCUCCUGAUGCUGCUGAUGAUUUAGUCCCUGAAACCUCAGCUACUAUGGCCAAAGAGGACGGAUACUAAGAAUUGGGCAGUGCAGGAACAUCUGGAGGGCCACAGGCUUCCCAUCCUGCUCUAGAGGGAUACCAAAGGGCAGGUUCAUGCAGCCUGAACUGCACGUCUCAAAAAUAACUCUGUGAUUCAAUGUUCCUAUCCUCAUUCAGAGUCCUGCAUGGAUUUGACUUUCUAGUACUAAGCUUCAGUAACUUCCACCCACAUCUUUUUGUAAGCUUAAUAGCUAAGCGCAUGUUGGACAAGGAUUUAUUGGCAAAGACAGAGUCAAAGGACUUACAGCUCAAAUAUUUGGAAAUCCGCAUGAGCUGACAGGAAGCAUUCACAAUCCAGCUCUGGGCUGUACUGAAGAUUCUGGAUACUUAUUUGGCAGUGGAUAUAAAUUUUCAGUAAAGACACUGAGCUGUGGAUCAGGUAUAGCUUGAGGCGUUCUCAAGGGAAAGUCGCAGUGGCAAAGAACAGCCAUAAUGCAUUUGAAAAUAGAUGAAGAAACUGUAGUUGAGUGCAGAGUUUUGUGCAGAGUUUUUUCUUCAAUGUUCAUAAAAGCAUGCUAUUUUUUAUGUCAGUUAAUUUUUAAAAUAUUUCUUUGAUAUUCAGGAAAUUCAACAUAGUGGAAGGGGGGAAUUUGCUCUUAAAGAAAGAGGUGGUGGUGAUGAUUUCUCUGGUUCAGAGUUGUUCUAGAAACAUUUUAGCAACACAGUGUCAGUGAACUAGUUUUAUGAGUGUGUAUUUCCACCGUUGUAGAAUUUAAGAAUCACCCGUGGAACAGACGUGUUAUCUUCAGCAGAAAACCAGAUCCUCAGUAACAGAUGUUUUGCUUUGUCUAUGUCUGUCCAUCUUUUCCUGCCAGUCUUGACAAAUGAAUGUUGCAUUUCUACGUUGAAAAUCUGUUUGUGACUCUAGUUCUGAUCAAGCAAGAAAUUGUAGAUAUACAUUGCAAAUAAAGAAAUAUUUUCAAUUUCUUAAAUAAUUCAUGGUGUUUUCAAAUAAAAGCAAUGAUACUUA
Molecule: messenger RNA, 4382 nt
Organism: Python bivittatus (Burmese python)
Lineage: Eukaryota; Metazoa; Chordata; Lepidosauria; Squamata; Pythonidae
Source: RefSeq, a predicted model, not a curated record